AUGGAGACACCAGGGUCAUCAUCGACACCUGAGCAAAAUUUAUUAAUUGAAGAAAUUAGUGAUACUAGUAGUACAUCUAGUAUUUGUGAAUUAACUACUUCUCAACAACAUCCAUUCAAUAUUAAUCAUUCAAACCCGUCAAUACCAACACAAUUCAUAACCUCAUCAUCAUCGCUUGAUAGCAUACCACAUACACCACCACCACCACCACCACCAUCAUCAACCACCACAACUACAUCACUUAAUACAUUAGGAGCACCAACAACAACAACAGCACCCGCAACAACAGUAGUACCACCAACAACAGUAGUACCACCACCAACAACAACAACAGCACCUGUAACAACAACAAAUAAUAUAUCAUCAUCAAAAAUGAGUGAACCUUUAGCAGCGGCAAUAGUAUCAGCAAAUGGUAUAGUUACAACAAAUAAUAAUAAUGCGAUAAUUACAUUUCAAAGACCAAUAAUUAAACCAAAUUCAAUAACGAAUAGUAAAUCAAAUAGUAGUGGUAGUUUAAAAGAUGGUGUUUUAAAUAAUAAUAAUAAUAAUAAUACAAUUGGUGGUAUAUUUUCAAAAGAUGAUAGAAAACCAGAACCAACCAAACUGGAGAAAAUGAUAACAUCAGUAAAAGCGGAUAAUAUGGUAUUUUUAGCGGGUAUUUUAAAGACGAAACCAGUGAUACCCUUGACUGUAUUACUCUCAAAAAGGGACACACUUCUUCAUGUUGCAUGUAGAUCGAAAAGAAUGGUAUCAGUUAUUUUUUUAUUAGAGAAAACUAAAGGUAAUUUAGUGAAUAGUCAAAAUGAUAAAUUGAAAACACCAUUUUUCAUUUGUUGUGAAAAUGGUUUCUAUAAAGCAGCAACCUUACUAUUGGAUCAAGGUGCGUCACCACUUUUAUCAAAUUAUCAAAAAUGGACACCACUUCAUAAACUUUGUUCAUUAGAUUUACCAAAAGAAUUAUAUAAUUCAACAACUGAUAGCUUAAUUGGAUAUUCACCUGAAAAUCAUUUAGAUUUAGUUCAAAAAAUAUUUACAUCAUUAGAACGUUUAAAAAAUAAUCCAACUCAAAUAAUUGCUUCAAGAACAAUCCAAAAUCAAACACCAUUACAUUUAUCAUUAAUUAGUAGAAAUAAUACAUUAUCAAAAUAUUUAUUAACACAUUCAACAGUUGAAUCAUUGAGAGUGAAAGAUGAUAAUGGUAAUACUGUUUUACAUAUUUUAGCAUAUAAAUAUAAUUCAAAGACGUCACAAUCAAUUGGUGAGAAUAUAUUAAGAAUACUUAGUGAUGGUCUAAGUGGCGAACAAUUACAAGAUUAUAUUGAUGAUGUUAAUAAUUCAAUGGCAUCAGCAUUACAGAUUGCAAUGAAAGAUGGUCAUACUACAUUAAGUAAAUUAAUUGUAAAAUAUAGAGCACAAGCGGAAUCAAAAGUAUUGGAAUCCUUUUUCACACAAUUGGAAUCUUUUGAUCCAUUAGAGAUUACAACUAGGACACCAUUAGAUUCAAUUAUAUAUAACGAUGAUUUCAGACAAAAUAAUCCAUUUGGUAAAUUAAUAACUCGUAUCAUUAUAAUAAUUAAACAACAUUAUACAAUCAAUAUGUCUCAUCAAAAUGUAAAUAUACUUUUAAAACGUGCAAAAGAUACUUUAUCAAGAUUAUUCAAUUGGUUAGAUACUAAAAUUGAUGAUCAUCAAUUCAUUAUAAAAUUUAAAGAUUUAAUUUUUAAUCAAAUUUAUGAUACAAUAAUUCAUUUAUAUCAAGAAACUAAUAAAUCAAAAGAUUUAUUAUUUCAACAAAGAGUUAAUAUGUUUAAAGAUGUAGAAUAUAAUGAAUUAGAUAUUUCAGAGAGUAGUUGGGAAAAGAAUGUUGAUUUAUUACCAAAAGCAUUUGAAAUAUUAAGUUCAUUACAAAAUAAAAAAACACCAACUGAAAAGAUUGAAACAUUGAAUGAAGCAACAAUGCAAAUUAGUAGAACUGAUGCAAAUGAUUUAACACCAAUGUUUAUGUACCUUUUAAUUAAAUCACAAAUUGAGGGUAUUCAAUCACAAUUUCAAUUUAUGAAUGAUUUUAAAGAGACACCAGAACAAGAACAAUAUUUAGUACUAUUACAAGGUUCAUUGGAUUAUUUGGAUACUUUGAAUGUAACAUUAAGAAAUUCUCAAAAUCAAAUUAUGUCACUCAGUGGUAUCGUUGAGAGAACCAUUGACAAUUUGUUAUCCCUAUUGGACGAGUUUCAAAAUCAGCCAAAUUACAAUGGCGCCGACCAAAUCGUUGAUGAUAUAGAUGAAGGUAUUCAAAUCGCUGAUGAAAUCAUUCUAUUGAUUAUGAUGCUUUCAAAAUUAUCAAAUAGGGUCAAUAACGAUCCCAUAUUCCUUCAAUUGAAAUGGUGUAAACCUGUCAUGCAAGCUUAUCAUUUUAAAGCGGUAAUUGAAAGAUUAGGUUUACGUUUAGAAUCUGAUGAAUCACUUUUAAUUAAAACUCAUAAUUCAAAUUUAAUUUUAAAUAAUAAUAGUCCAUUACCAAAUAAAAUAUUUAAUCCAUCAUCAUCGUCAAUGUCAACAACUUCAACUACAACUCAAACUAAUUCCGCUCCAAAUUCAAUUUUAACUUCUCCAAUCUCUUUAUCAAAACAACCUUCCUUUAAAGAAUUAUCAAAUUCAUUACCAUUAAUAAAUAGUAUAAGUAAUAAUGAUACUCAAACUUGUAAUAUAAUAAAUAAUAAUAAUAAUAAUCCAAAUAAUAAUAAUAAUAAUAAUAUUAAUAAUGGUAGUAAUAGUACACCACUAUCUUCACCAAGUAAAAAUAAUGUAGUUUGUACAACAACUACUACUUUAAUAACAACAUUAACUACAACUUUAACAACUUUAGAUGGUAAAACUAUAAAUAUUAAUAAUUUACCAGCUGGUUAUAUUUGUAAUAGAAAAGGUGAAAUUUGUGUAUUAUUAGAACAUCCAUACCCACAGAUGGUAUAUCAAAUAAUAGAGGAGAAAAUCAGAGAAGUUAUAUUACCAAAAUUAAAAAAAUAA
Molecule: messenger RNA, 3024 nt
Organism: Dictyostelium discoideum AX4
Lineage: Eukaryota; Evosea; Eumycetozoa; Dictyosteliales; Dictyosteliaceae
Exons: 3
Coding region: 1-3024 (1007 amino acids)
Molecular function (GO): GTPase activator activity
Source: RefSeq, a predicted model, not a curated record